Messenger RNA from Stereum hirsutum FP-91666 SS1, 1438 nucleotides. RefSeq names its product CoA-transferase family III. Bases 65 to 1360 code for a protein of 431 amino acids. Gene Ontology annotation, molecular function: catalytic activity. The record is from RefSeq and is a predicted model, not a curated record. The transcript is spliced from 8 exons. NCBI's taxonomy places the organism in Eukaryota, Fungi, Basidiomycota, Agaricomycetes, Russulales, Stereaceae.
CUCUCGUUGCUUUUGAUCCGCGAGGAUAAAUCGUUCUCCUUCAGACGAUACUCUCAACUUUGACAUGCCCACAAAAGUUCGAGAAGGUCCACUUUCCGGUCUUAAAGUUGUCGAGUUCGCAGGUCUAGCACCCGGCCCCUUCGCAGGCCUCAUCCUCUCCGACUUCGGAGCCUCCGUAACGCGCAUCGACCGCUUCCACCCUAGUCCUUCAAGUUCCUCCGCUGACACCAAAGAAGCAGAUCUCUUAUGUCGCGGCAAACGCUCCAUCGCAGUGAAUCUGAAGAAUGAAAAGGGUUUGGAAGUGGUGAAACACAUCGUGAGAGGUGCAGAUGUUGUGAUUGACCCGUUUAGACCGGGAGUGUUGGAGAGAAUGGGAUUGGGGCCUGAGGUUUGGUUGGACGAUGGGCAGGGAGGAAAUGGGGAGAAUGAGGGGUUGGUUUUUGCGAGGCUUGCUGGGUUUCGCACAGACGGUCCACAUAGAGAUAUGGCGGGUCACGAUAUCAAUUACCUUGCUCUCAGUGGUAUCCUUUCCAUGCUUCCCGGCACCUCCGAAAAGCCCUCUUUUCCUCUCAAUCUGCUAGCCGAUUUCGCAGGCGGAGGCCUCACUUGCGCCAUGGGCAUACUAAUUGCUCUAUUCGAGCGAUCCCGAAGCGGACGUGGUCAAGUUGUCAACACUGAUAUGGUCUCGGGCACGCGCUACCUCUCCACCUUUCCGUUCCUCCACUCCGCCCUCCUCACGCCGAUCUUUUCAACUCCACGGCAGCCUCGUCAAACUAACGUUCUUGAUGGUGGUGCUCCAUUUUAUAACAUUUACACAUGUAAAGACGGCCGAUAUGUCUCUGUGGGAUGUCUUGAACCGAGGUUUUUCAAGGUGUUUUGGGAGAAAUUCCUGACCGCGCUGGGUGAGGAGUGGGUCGUACAAAACAGGGGUGAUAUGGGGGUAGAUCUAGGUAUCCAAGGGAGGAAGAAGGAUUGGGAGCUCUUGAAGACUUUCAUGGAGAAGGGUUUUCGGCUCAAAGGCAGAGAUGAAUGGGCUACGCUGUUUUACGGCACAGAUGCAUGCGUUGUACCCGUUCUCACACCCGAGGAAGCAGCUAUACUUGCCUCUCGGUCUUCGACGUCUCCCGCCUCCUUUGGCACACCGUCUCCCGUUCCAAACCCCGCGCCUUUCCUAUCUCGCACACCCGCAUCAGUAGACACCAGUAUUAACAGUCUGAGUCUCCUCCAAGCAGGCGAACACACAUAUGAAGUCUUGAGAGAGUUGGGUAUGCAGGAAAAUGAGGUGGUGGCAUUAGUCAAGGAGGGCGUAGUAGGCGGUCCCUCUGGUGAGAGAAGGUUGGAGAGAGGCGCGAAGCUAUGACCUCUUUGUCGUUGAUUAGUACCAUGAAUCUUCUACUUAUCCAGUCCGCUCAGUAUGUUCGUACAAUGUCAAUAAAAU